Drosophila navojoa is the source of this 1615-nucleotide messenger RNA. RefSeq lists its product as uncharacterized. NCBI's taxonomy places the organism in Eukaryota, Metazoa, Arthropoda, Insecta, Diptera, Drosophilidae. The record is from RefSeq and is a predicted model, not a curated record.
AAUGCGAAUAGUGUUCAUAGAAGACCUCAUCGGAGGCACAUUUCAGCUCUUUUGUUUUAACGCGCUGUUGGUGGUACAGGGAUUACAAGCAUGAGAUCCCUAAAUUUGUUGCUACUCAGCGCCAGCUGCGCGCUUAUCCUCAGCAUAGCCUACGCACAUCCGCCAGAGGGUGUGUGGAAGAAGAAGCUAACAUGGAAGGAAGAUUGGGUGCAGGUGUGGAAGACGAUCAAAAAAGAGGCAUGGGAAACCAAAUGGAAAAAGGUUUCGGUGCCAAUAUGGAAGGAAGUGCAGGUGCCCGUUUGGAAAGAGGAGAAAGUGCCUGAUUGGAAAAUCAUAAAGAAGCCAAAAAUUGAGGAGCGCGAAGUGCCCGCAUGGAAGGACGUCAAAGUGGCCGAAUGGAAGAAAGUGACGAAACCCAUUUGGGUGCCCACCAAGGUGGCCGUGUGGAAGGAAAUUCAGGUGCCCGUCUGGAAGGAGAUCCAAGUGCCCUUCUGGAAGGAGAUCCAGGUGCCCGUGUGGAAGGAAGUACAGGUUGCAGACUGGAAGCAAAUGUUCGAGCCACAAUGGGUGAAAAUGGGCAUACCUGGCGAAAAGUUCCUGGGCAAAGAUCACGAGGGCUGGGAAUACACCAGUCACGAUCUGUGGCGCAAGAAGCUCAUCUGGAAGCCAGUGUGGAAGAAGGUCUGGCGCACUGAAAAGAAACAGGAAUGGCGCACCGAGAAGAAACAGGAAUGGCGAACCGAAAAGGUACAAGAAUGGAAGACAGAGAAAGUGCAGGAGUGGAAGGAAGACAAGAAACUCGAAUGGAAGGAUGAAUGGGUGCAGGUGUGGAAGAACACCAAGAAGCAAAUCUGGAUCAAGGAGAAGCGCGAAACAUGGGUAGAGGAGAAGGUACAGAUCUGGCGCACUGAGAAGAAACAAGUCUGGGCCACCGAGAAGAAGCAGGCGUGGAAGGAUGAAUGGCAAUCGGUGAAGGUGCCUGUCUGGAAGGAGGUCAAAGUGCAGGAGUGGAAAAAGGUCUGGAAGCCAGUGUGGGAAAAGGUUUGGGUGCCAAUCAGCCACGGUCACGGCUGGGACUAAGUGACAGGCGCUCUCUUCACAUCUCGCAAGUCUAUGCGACAGCACUGAUACAUAACUAAUAACUGCCCCACUCCUGGCUUCCAUGGGCCAAAAGCAAUUGUUCUUUGAUUGCUUUUGGCUGCCGCAAAUUGUUAAUACUUAAGUCUAGCAUUGGCAUUACCUCAUCCCGAAUCGUUUGCAUUUCUGUUGACACAUUCCGUUUACUUCUCAUUUCAUCUGCCCUCUCUGCUUCACUUGUAUCUAUAUCUUAAGUGUACGAAUUAGUCAUGCGCGCGUUUGUUGUCUCUAAGUUAUGAGAAUUGAUAAUUGGCCUUUUGGAUUUGCCAUUGAAAUUCAACUUCAAUGAAGAAUGAAGCUCAAAUAUUGUAAAAAAAAAAAACAUACACACAAAUAAUCGUUGAAGGUUUGUAAAUAUGUACCUUACCGAAACCCUUAAACAUAUAUUGUUAUGAACAUCGUAAACUAUUGUACAAAAUUUCAUGUAAAGCGAAAAACUUACAAAAAAAAAAAAAGAAAUUAUAAAAAUAAUAAAAAA